AUUUGUUCCGGUGUGCCUUGCAGUCCACAAAGAUGCACGCACCAUCCUGUUAGUACUUCGGCAUCUCGUCCGAUUGUUCCUUUGCUUUGUUUUUAUUCCACCGCAAACAUAGCCCUUGCAAUGCCCGACACAACGGUCUUCGUACUCGAUAACUCGUACUAUGCACAAAACCAGGAUUACCUGCCAACACGAUACAUCGUGCAGCUCGACAUUGUGAACUACGCACUCUCAUCCUCGUCCGAGAACCAUCACUUUGGCGUGAUACCGGUCGCUCAACAAACACCUAACUAUAUUCUCACACCGACCAAGAAUCGUAUGAACAUCAGGCAGUUCAUAUCCAAUUUAAAGUUCACCGAGGAGUAUAAAAUACCUGACAGCAUUUACAUUGCUCAGCGGUCAUUGCAGUAUGUGGAUGCGACCCAAAAACGGCUUGUCGUGUUUUUUAGCACGCCAUUGAGCGAUUUAACGCUUGAGGACGUGCUAAUGAAACUCAGAGACUGUGCGAUGAUGCGGUGUGCGGUGUACGUGUUUCUGUUUGGCGAUGCCAAGGACUACAAAAUGUUCCUGGACUACGAGCUGAAUGACAUGGGCGUUGUGGUCACAGUGGUUGAUACCGAGGACAAUUUCAAGAACAAGGCUAUGGAUGUGCUUGCUGGAAGCAGCCUUGAGGAAAUGGAAGAUCCAAACUUGGCACUUGCUUUGAGACUCUCAGCAGAAGAGGCCGAGAGGAAUAAGAAAUAAUAAAUGGUGUAUGCGUACAUAAUGCGUUGUCGUGCUUGCAGAAUGCAUCUCUUUUUACUUACAUUUCACGCACGUUCCAGGGGUGUAUCACACAUCCCCGUUUACUGCUAUCAUUUCAUACGCAUCGUCC
This is a messenger RNA of Vavraia culicis subsp. floridensis, 871 nucleotides long. RefSeq lists its product as uncharacterized. Lineage: Eukaryota; Fungi; Microsporidia; Pleistophoridae. The transcript has a single exon. Bases 121 to 741 code for a protein of 206 amino acids. The record is from RefSeq and is a predicted model, not a curated record.